UGCUGUGGUCGAGUGACCGGGACUUGUGGGCUCCUGCAGCCCACACUCAUGAAGGGCACAUCACCAGCGACAUGCAGCUCUCUACCUACUUAGACCCCGCCCUGGAGCUGGGACCGCGGAACGUGCUGCUGUUCCUGCAGGACAAGCUGAGCAUUGAGGAUUUCACAGCAUAUGGCGGUGUGUUUGGAAACAAGCAAGACAGCGCCUUUUCUAACCUGGAGAAUGCCCUGGACCUGGCCCCCUCCUCACUGGUGCUUCCUGCCGUCGACUGGUAUGCAGUUAGCACCCUGACCACUUACCUGCAGGAGAAGCUCGGGGCCAGCCCCUUACAUGUGGACCUGGCCACUCUGCGAGAGCUGAAGCUCAAUGCCAGCCUCCCUGCACUGCUGCUCAUCCGCCUACCCUACACAGCCAGCUCCGGUCUGAUGGCACCCAGGGAGGUCCUCACGGGCAAUGAUGAGGUCAUCGGGCAGGUGCUGAGCACACUCAAGUCCGAAGACGUGCCCUAUACAGCAGCCCUCACAGCAGUCCGCCCCUCCAGGGUGGCUCGUGACGUGCCUAUGGUGGCCAGUGGGCUGGGUCGCCAGCUGCUGCAAAAACCACCUGCUUCGGCUACGGUCCAUCCUCCUGUGAGUUACAAUGACACCGUCCCCAGGAUCCUGUUCUGGGCCCAGAACUUUUCUGUGGCCUACAAGGACCAGCGGGAGGACCUGACCCCUAUCACUUUUGGGGUGCAAGAGCUCAACCUCACUGGCUCCUUCUGGAAUGACUCCAUGGCCAGACUCUCACUGACCUACGAGCAACUCUUCGGUACCAUGGUGACAUUCAAGUUCGUUCUGACUAACCGCUUCUACCCAGUGUCCGCCCGCAACUGGUUUACCAUGGAACACCUGGAAAUCCACAGCAAUGGCUCCGUCAUCUACUUCAAUGCCUCCCAGGUGACAGGGCCCAGCAUCUACUCCUUCCACUGUGAGUACGUCAGCAGUGACAGCAACAAAGGCAGUCUCCUCGUACCCCACAAAUCGCCCUCGGACUGGCACAUCACUCUUCAGGACUUCCAGAUCCAAGCCUUCAAUGUGAUGGGUGAACAGUUCUCCUACGCCAGUGACUGUGCCGGCUUCUUCUCCCCGGGUAUCUGGAUGGGGCUACUCACCUCCCUGUUUAUGCUCUUCAUCUUCACCUAUGGCCUGCACAUGAUCCUUAGCCUCAAGACCAUGGAUCGCUUCGACGACCACAAGGGCCCUGCCAUCUCCUUGACCCAGAUCGUGUGACCCAGUACCCUUGGGGGGAGGGGGUGGGGUGGGUACAAGGUGUCCAAGUUGUGGCUUUCCCCUCUUCCUACUGUCGCAUGAGUCCCAGCUUCCCUCGGCCUGUCUAGCCUCCUUUUCAGCCAGCUGAGGGGCUUCCCUGGGGUGUCCCCAUCUCUACCAACAAGGUGUACAUACUCUGCAUAAAUAUUAGAUAGCUAUGCCAGGCUUGGUCAUUGUGAGCAGUAGAGGACUUUAGUUCUAGAGUCCCCUUUCUCCUCUCUUCCCUUAUUUAUUCCCUUGCUGUUUAUAGCGCUCCUUCCCCAAGCUUAGCAGAUCUCCCACUAUGGUUCUCUGAGUUUGGGGGGCUGUGUUUUGGUGAUGUGCUAAUAGGCAGUACCCUGGGGUUUUGUUUCUGUGGCCUGAUAAGGAAAGGACCUGCAGACAGGUGGGCUGAGGGUUUCUGGCACUGUCCACCGGGAAUGCCUGCGGGAGGGAGCCUGGAGUGCUCGGUUGUUUCCUUCCUGAUAAAAUAAAGACCGUCACCAUGC
Tupaia belangeri chinensis (Chinese tree shrew) is the source of this 1798-nucleotide messenger RNA. RefSeq names its product ATPase H+ transporting accessory protein 1 (gene ATP6AP1). Gene Ontology annotation, molecular function: ATPase activator activity. Gene Ontology annotation, cellular component: proton-transporting V-type ATPase complex. Lineage: Eukaryota; Metazoa; Chordata; Mammalia; Scandentia; Tupaiidae. The record is from RefSeq and is a predicted model, not a curated record.